Sycon ciliatum is the source of this 4429-nucleotide messenger RNA. RefSeq lists its product as uncharacterized. Bases 214 to 4077 code for a protein of 1287 amino acids. The record is from RefSeq and is a predicted model, not a curated record. The transcript is spliced from 9 exons. Lineage: Eukaryota; Metazoa; Porifera; Calcarea; Leucosolenida; Sycettidae.
UUGUAGCUUAGUUUAGUAGAUCUACCAACCAGUUUUGCUACACUAACUCUUCUCUCUUGUACUGUCUCCGUCGAUCCACUAUUUUUUAAUAUCUGUACGCCAGUGGCUCUCCAAGCCCUUGGCCUUGCGUUUUACUUAUCGCUUGCGGCUUCGACCUGCUUCCCUCUGCCACCGAGUUGCAAUAGAGUAGAUCUCGCAAGAAAGAGAGAAAGUAUGGCGACUCUGAUCGAAGAUUCUGACCCAUGCAGUGAUGGGAGCGAGAGCAGUGCCGAGGAAGAUCCCUUCCAGGUCCAGGACAUCGACAAGAUCGAGGAAGAUCCCUUCCAGGUCCAGGACAUCGACAGGAUGCUGGUCGAGGAUGUGCGCUUUGAGAUCCAGGAGAUACUGCGUACCGUGGACAGGGAAGAGGGCGAAACGCGUGAGAUUUCCAUCAUGCCGCCACUGCACGUACGCCAAGCCAUCCUCAAAGACGAGAACUACAAGGACAUGUAUGAGCAGCUGGUCGCUGAUCAAAGCAAGGCGAAAGCGACCGACGCUGAUCAGGCCGCCACUGCGGAUAACACACUAGCAGCUUCGCACCAGGGUGAUGCGCAAUGGGACCCGCGCGACAAGCAGCAAGACAGUGAAAACAAGGAGCGUAUGAUCGACCUGUUGACGGCUGCCUUCUACCGGAAACAUUUGGAACUCGCCAAGCAUCGUAACCAACUCAACUGUAUGAUCAAAUUGGUCGCCGGUGCCUGGGUCGGAAAUGAAAUGGCGGUGCGACAUCUAUCGCAUGUUGUCGGUGAAAUGCCAACAUUCGUCUUCCCGAAAGCCAUCGGUCAAGCCGAACAAUCCAAUUCGGAUAUGCCCCGUGACCAAAGCGACGAACAGAAGAGCGAGGAGAAGGGUGAGGAGAAAAGCAAGGAGAAGAGGGAGGAGAAGAGCGAGGAGAAGAGCGGGGAGAAAAGUGAGGUUGACAGCACAGAUGAACCUGAGGUCAGCGACGAUGUCACGUUAGAGGAUGCCCUGAUCGAGCCGGAUGUGAAACGGACCAAGGCCAUCUUGAAAUUUCUGGAAGCGCGGGAGCGUGGCGCAAGACGGAUUAGUCCUCCUGUCUUUGCUGAUCUCUCGUAUCUCCGCCGCACGACACCAAUAACUAGUGAGGAAGAAGAGGACAUUUCUCUCAUCCCCCGCCAGACUGAUGUCGUCCCGACACGCUACAUAUCCCGGUGUCAAACCAAUGAACAGUUAGAAGCCGAAUUCCAAGAGAUGAAGGCAGAGCAUGAGAGGCUCCGGGAGAAUUUUCGCUUGCUGCUGGCUGAGCCUGCAGACACAGUUUCGUUUUCACUGCUGUUGGCCAAUGGUGAUGUCAAGCAAGUAGAGAAGGAUGUCAACAGUCCCGAAGGGGCUCUCAUUCUGGAAGUGAAGGAGCAACGCCGCAAAGCCAGAAAGCAACAGUUGCGUGCACAGCGGCAACUAGAGUUGAUUCAAGCACGCUCUGAGCAGGCAAGGCAGGCUCAUACCAAGCACAGUGUUAGAGCGUGGUCUCAACCAGUGACUGCCCCGGCUACUGCCCCAGCAACCGACACAGCGAAUCACGCAGAAGCGCCACCAGAGCCGGAUGGUGUGGAGGAAGAGAAGGACGAGAAGCUUCUUGUUCAUCCGACAGCCGAGAUUCCCAAGGAACCAUUUGCAUGGCUUGAGAAUGUAACAAUCCAGCCUUCCAAAGACGGCGGUCUAGACUUUGUGCGUGCAGCUGUGGAGCGACGCCAGGGCUACCUCCGAUCCAAGCACGAAUCGAAACAUGACAAGCACGCACACGAGUACAUGUCUUGUGCUCAGUCGAAGCAUGGCCCUUGCCUUGACUGCACUCUGAUCCGCCGGGAAGCAGACCAUGCCGAGUUGGACCAACAGAAGAGACUCUUCCGAAAGCGUGAUUCUGAGCGGCAAGAGGCAGCCUGGGCAUUGUCCUUGCCCGAACGGCCUAUUUCGCCAGUCAUGAAGGCUUCUUGUGACCCAGCCAGGCAUAAAUUCACAUACACCAAAGAAGUAACCCACAGUAUUUUGCCGAUACGUACUGAGAUCCGGAAAGGAAACCUAGGCUAUUUGGACUUUCAGGCUGGAGUCAAGAAGCUGGAGCAACAUCUUGCCCUGACCUCACCAUGCACAGAUGGACGAUCGGCACAGGAGCGAUACCAACAACAGAUCGAGGAGUUUCGAAGAAAGUCAGCAGCCGCCCGGGUGCAGUUCAGCCGGGAAGAAGCGAAUCUGGCAAGAGAAAAGGCAAAGAGUGCACAUCCUCAGGUACACUUGUCCAGCAAUGUUGAUAGUCACGCUAACCAUGCUAGCAACGCAGGCAACGUCGAUAGGCAUGCCAGCAGCUCAGACGGGCUGCUGUAUGUGCCACCGGGAUCUCCGGUGACUCGAGAUGCAAGCAACUCACGCACCGCUCUCUUCCGCCACCGCUAUAGAUCAACGCUGCCCAGUUCACUGCCAGAGCACCAGGCCUACCGCAGCAGCCAGCUUGAUCAACAGCAGCAGACACAGGUAGAGGAAAUCAAGCAAGAGCAGCACCGGGAGAGAGCAGUCCAGCACUGCGUCGAUACGAAGCAGCAAACUUCGGAACAGAGAAGUUCGGGGUUUGUACCAAUGCGAAAAGAUCCUGAAGCCGACCUAUUCAGAAUCAACGGCGCUGCCCAACAUUACAGUCGCAUGGCUUCAAACUCUGUGUACAGUGCGUCAACGUCGUAUAAAACCGUGCGAUUCGAUAGUGGACAUGUAUCGCCACGUGUCAAACAUCAGCCCAAGCCGCUUGUUCCUGUGAACAAUGGCCAUGUCAGGGUCAAGGGAGGUGGCUUCGUCAUGCGCACCAACCCGCCCAAGCCAAAGCCGCUGAAAUCCUGCCUGAAGAAGACCAAUUCAGCUUCGUACUUAUCAUCAGAGCAGAGUGGACAGGGCAGCUGGUCAGACAACACACGUCGGAACGGACAUAGGAUUAGAUGGGGUGACACCUCCGUCGUCCACGUGCACCCGGCACAGUGGCAGCACCCGGCACAGUGGCAGCACACGGCGCACGCAGCGUACACAGAGGACGUCGGCCAGUGGAGUGAAUUUGCCGUCAAUCAACCAGCAGUGAGCAAGUCACCUCCCGCAACCGUUGUCGAUGAACCCAACCACUCAGUGAACACUACACUGCCACAACAGUACAAUACAGCCAUAAAUGCAACACAAGUAUCAGAAUCAACAACCUUGUCAGUCGAGUAUUCAAGCACACCAUUGCACACGCCAGCAGCAGGCGGUAACGUAACAAGUCCAGCAGGGGAAUCUUUGGACAAACCAUCAGAUGCAGCUUUCGCCACUGCAGGCAGUGCAGCCGCAGUGCAGGCACCCACGCAGCCAUCACAGACCAGCAAAACACUAAUUACAAGCCAGGUAAACAACACGUCACCGAAUAAACCCAAUGUAGCCAAUGUAACCAUACCGUCAUCCCGUGCAUCAGCAAAAAGACCAACGUCAUCAGCCAAAAAGCGACAGAGCACAUCAUCAAAAAAGGCCAAGAGGCCAUCCAUGAAACGCAUAAACGAGCUUGCUAAACCAAGAGUCAUUACCUCCAAAUACAAGGAAGAAGUUAGACAGCCAAGUGCCACCCAGGCUCGUCUCCUAUCCGCUGGUAGAUGUGUCGUGAGAAACAAGCCUGUGCGUGGUCGUGAACCACGAGCGGCAUCGGCACCACCGCGGUUGAUUCCAACGCCAAUAUCGAUAGUCCAGGAGCCUGACCCUCGAGCAAUGUCCGUGAGCAUUGAAGCACGCUACACAGGGGAGCUUCUCCAGACAAGGAUGGAAGUCAUCCCAAGAGUAUACGAUCUGCUAUCAGAAGCUCCUCGGCUUGCUUCCUCAAGGCCGGUCUCUCGAGCGUCUCCUGCCAGCAACCGCAGGAGUGCACAACAUGCAGGCACAACACCACCUCCUCUGCUGAGGCAACAUCGUGAGCUGCUUCCGUCCGAAGAUCAGUCGGCUCACCGCCAGUGGGCUUGGUCGAAGCAUGAAGAAGGUCCUCUGUCUUUGUUCAAGGUAAUCGGAACGAAAGCAACUUGAUGUUAGUAUGUGACUUGAUGCAUUCCCAGACUGAACGGUGUAUGCCUUGAGACCUCUCAGUGUUCAUUCAAGCUUCAUUUCUGGUGUUUACACUGCACACUGCAAGCUGCAGUCGAAUGCACAUACUGGCAGCUAGUACACACUACAGACAUACGAGUGAUGAUGAUCGCAGCACAUACAGCAGGGUAUUGUGUAUACAUGUACAGGUUAGGAACAUGAUGAUAUACACAUUGUUCACCUACUGCUGUUGCUGCUGCUGCUGCUGCUGCUGCUGUUGCUGCUGCUGCUGCUGCUGCUAGGACUAUCACUGGAGUAGUAUACAGUAUCACAUGAUCUUUCUCUCAACCGGUAC